AGAUUUUACCCCUAUUGUGAUGUGGGCUAGUCAAACGUAUUAGUCAGCCAUUUGAUCAUAUCCGGUUUGAUAGAUCCUUCUGGAAGAUCGUGUGUUCUCGAAACUGAAGGUUAUAAAAAACAUUUUCAGCGUAACCAAAGCCAGAAGGACGUCAGAACCGGACCAGAUUCUUCACAUAGGGACCAGUGCAUGAUUUAGGAGCAAAAUUCUCAAAUACUAGAGAAAGCUCACACUCUCACCAUGGUAAAGGAAAUGAAGUACUACGACAUCCUUGGUGUCAAACCAAGUGCCACGCCAGCAGAACUUAAGAAGGCGUACAGGAAACUCGCAAUGAAGUAUCAUCCUGACAAGAACCCAGAUGCAGGGGACAAGUUCAAAGAAAUUUCCUUGGCAUAUGAAGUCCUGUCAGACGAGAAGAAGCGGAAAAUUUACGACGAAGGCGGCGAGCAGGCCAUCAAAGAAGGAGGCACUAGUGGUGGGAACUUCCACUCUCCCAUGGACUUGUUCGACAUGUUCUUCGGAGGAGGACCACGGUUUGCAUCGCGAACUUCCACUCGCGAACGGCGCGGGAAGAACGUGGUGCACCAGCUGUCUGUAUCGUUGGAGGAGCUGUAUAACGGUGCCACCAGGAAACUCGCUCUCCAGAAAAACGUUAUCUGUGAGAAGUGUGAAGGUCGCGGAGGAAAGAAGGGCGCGGUGGAGAGCUGUCCGAACUGUCGCGGCACCGGUAUGCAGGUUCGUAUCCAGCAGCUGGGUCCCGGCAUGGUCCAGCAGAUCCAGUCCAUGUGUAACGAGUGUCAGGGUCAGGGGGAACGCAUCAACCCUCGCGACCGCUGCAAGACCUGUAACGGCAGGAAGAUUGUGCGAGAGCGCAAGAUCUUGGAGGUGCACAUUGACAAAGGAAUGAAGGAUGGACAAAAGAUCACGUUCCAUGGAGAAGGUGACCAGGAACCAGGCUUGGAACCAGGUGACAUCAUCAUCGUUCUGGACGAGAAGGAACAUCCCGUGUACCACCGUAACCAUGGCGACCUGCUCAUGAAGCUGGAGAUUGAGCUAGUGGAGGCGCUGUGCGGAUUCCAGCGACCAAUCAAAACACUGGAUAACAGGACACUACUGAUCACAUCUCAUCCUGGAGAGGUCAUCAAGUACGGAGACGUGAAGUGUAUCAUGAACGAAGGAAUGCCGAUGUACCGCAACCCGUUUGACAAGGGCCGUCUCAUCAUCCAGUUUGUGGUCAACUUCCCCCCAGAUGGCUUCUUGCCAAAGGAAAGACUCCCCGAGUUAGAAGCACUUAUGCCAGAGCGUGAAGAAGUCUUGGAAACAGAUGACGCAGAGGUUGUAGACUUAGUCCGUAUCGAUCCCUCGCAGCAGCGACAACGGUUUGCUGGAAAUGCGUACGAUGAGGACGACGAACACCCUCACAGAGGCGGGGUACAGUGUGCCACACAGUAAACAAUCCUUCCAAAACAAAACAGCUGCAUCAAAGUGGACUUGCACCUCUUCAAACUUUUUCUUUGCCAAUUGUACCUCAUUAGAAGAUUCCACAAACAGCCAGUUUUUGUAGAACUACCGACUUCAUGUGUUCUACUACAAAGAAAAUUAGGAAAUGGUUUCCAAUUUUUUUUUAAAGCAGGCAGUGUUUAUAGGAGAAGCAUCAUCUUUUAGUUGGGGAAACAAGAAACCAUGGUACUACCUAUUCCUCAUUGCUAGAAACAGCUUUGUCUUGUAAAACUGUCCUUGUGACUGCAGAUUUAGAGAUGCACGCUUUGAGAGCUUAUAGGCUGUACUGUGAAUAAUAAAAUAGUCAAUGUGGUUUUAUGUUGUUUUCUCAGUCAUCACAUCAUGAAAAACACAGAUUUUGCCAUCAGUACUGCACUAUGUAUGUCCACUGCAAAUGCCUCCUUUCCUCUCAUGCUUCAGUGCAUUAACAGUAUUUAGUGGGAAGCAUUUGCUGUCAAUAGAUACUGUGUCCAGCUUACCCAGCUUUUAGAGGCAAUGACUACAUGCUUACUACAACAAGAGACAUGCCUGUAGCCAAGAUUUGAGGGUAUGAAAAUAUGUUAGUAUUCUUAACUUUAAGCUGCUAGAUGUGUGUAUCUGUGUAAAGGGACCCAAAAUGUUUUCAACUUGUCAAGUAGCAAUGAAGAAAUAAAUGCUAAUACUGGA
Messenger RNA from Branchiostoma floridae (Florida lancelet), 2166 nucleotides. Its product is annotated as dnaJ homolog subfamily A member 1-like. Gene Ontology annotation, molecular function: Hsp70 protein binding; ATP binding. Gene Ontology annotation, biological process: response to heat; protein refolding. The transcript has 8 exons. Bases 241 to 1452 code for a protein of 403 amino acids. The record is from RefSeq and is a predicted model, not a curated record. NCBI's taxonomy places the organism in Eukaryota, Metazoa, Chordata, Leptocardii, Amphioxiformes, Branchiostomatidae. Gene Ontology annotation, cellular component: cytosol; cytoplasm.